CAUCUCGGCGGUGGACUAGGUCCGCCAGUAGUGCCCUUUUACCCCUUUUUUGGGGGAGGGUUCCCCUGCACCAAUAGACUUACUGGAGGACCUAGGUGAAGUGCCCAGACGGACGCGCAUGUCGCGGCGCCGCUUCGGUUUGGAUGGUGGAAGGCCCCAAGUACCACCGGCACGCGCAGCUGCUUCGCCAGGCCUUGCUGACGCGGCGCCUGCGCGUAGUCUCCGAGGCCCAGCUGCGGUCGCUGGUGGGGUGCAAGGUGCUGGAGGUCUUCGCCGUGGGAAAGGAGCUCUUCAUCCUUUUCGGCAUUCGAUGGGAUGAGAGCCGACGAGGCAGCGGAGUGCGGCUGCACUUCGGACACGGGGGCGGGUACCUGGUAGAGCGGGGAGCAGAGCGCUGGGGCCCAAAGGCUGCGGGCGGAGGCCAUUGCAGAGACGGACCUGCGGCCCUCACCAUGGAGUUCAGCGCUGAUGGCGAUGCUGAUGAUCCGCUCAGGUUUUUGCUGUGGAACGACCUGGGGAGUUUCUACGGCCACGUCUCCGUGGAGUACCUCCGCGCUGUGGAGGCCCGUUCCAUUUUCGACAUCAACGCGCCAAAGGAGGCCUUCGCCUUGGCCACUGCGAGGGGCCUCUUCCUGCAGUCGGAGGAGCUGGUGGUGGACCUGCUGAUGGACCAGUCCCGGUUGCCAGGAGUGGGGAACAUCAUCAAAUGCGAAGGACUGUUUGCAGCUCGCAUCUUUCCUCUCCGCAGAUCCUGCGAGUUGAGCGCAGAUGAAUGGACUAACCUGCUGGAAGAGCUUCACAGAUUUUCCGACUUGUGGUAUCAGCACUGCCAGAAAAGUCAGGAUGGCCAGCACAUGGGCUGCUGCCAUUUGAUGCGCAUCUACGGGCACUGGACCUGCUCUUCGUGCCAGGGGCCGAUCAGUUUGAUCAAGGAGGGCCGGCGCCAGCGCAUCACCUACUUCUGCCCCCGCUGCCAGCCAGGGUCGGAACCCGCGAGAAGACCGCACAGUCACAGGCAGGAGCUGCCCGUGGAGCUUCCCCCAUGCAAGUGCGGCUUUUUGCCAGCUCUGCUGCAAGUGCGUUCGGGCGUGCACUUCGCAAUGUCCGACGACCGGAGGCCCUACUUGUCGUGUUCCCAGCGCCGGGGCUCGAAGUACGACGACGGCGGCUGUGGCCUGCCGGGGCCCUGGGAUGGCUGCGGCUUCCACAGCUGGCUUGAUGAGAUCUCUCCGCUGCCGAACUGCGACUGCCAAGCGCCGUCUCUGCUGCGGCGGGUGGUGGGGAUGAAGGAGAACGGCCGCUACUUCCUCCGCUGCCGCCAGCGGCGCUGCCGCUUCCGCUGCUGGCUGAAGCUUGCGCUUCCCGAACACGACGUGCGCCGCUCCGGGCGCUGGCGGCGGCCGGCGGAGGACGCAGAGAGCUCAAGCCCGCAGACCUCGUCCAGCGAGAAGGAUGUCCUUCCAGACGUUUCGGGCUGGGACUCGGACCGGCCACGUGAGCCACCGAUGGCGGGCUACAAGACCAAGCGCUGGGGCAAGAGAUGAGGCAGUCCCUCAAUUCAGAAAGCUGCUGACGCCCCUUCGACUUGCUGGUCGGCUUGGAUGCGGAGGUGAAUCACUGCCCUUCGUUUAUGCGAGGACAAGCCGGAAACCUGACGAGGAGCCGUGAUGACGCGAGGUCUGCAAGGGAGGUCGGCUGAAAUCCUCGUGGAUGGAUUUAAAGGAGAAGGAUAUUCCACAGGGAACCCAAGAAACCA
Molecule: messenger RNA, 1756 nt
Organism: Effrenium voratum
Lineage: Eukaryota; Dinophyceae; Suessiales; Symbiodiniaceae
Source: the annotation of a GenBank genome assembly